AUGGAGUACACAUUCUCACGCACGAGGCCCCCAACCUCCCCAAGAAGCCCACAUAAUUCCCAGCAUAGCUCCGAGAAUGGAAUCCCAAGCUGGAACAGACUGGGGACCGUCUCUGACAGCAACACGACCCCUUCUGACUGGGAAACGGUACAGUCCCUCGAAGGGUCCGGUAUGUACGAGCUGACAGGAAACCAACGCAUGUUGGAAAACACAGCGGUUCCCGUCAAACGAUCCCUGAUAACGAACACUUUCACUCCAACAGGGCAGGAUGUGAGAGGCAACCAGAGGGCUGUCCCGCCAGCCAUGUCGCUCCCGAGACUCCCGGAUCUAAGGGCUCAGCCAUGUUUCCUAUCAGAACAGUCUGCCUGGUCAACCUCGAGCGACGGAGACGCAGACAACACAAGAUCUGCGGAGCACCUCCUCGCCACGGAUCCCUGGCUCGACGAAAGCCCCUCCACAGAAGGCUACCACAAAUCCCCGCUCACCGAGCUCAUGUGCAGACGAGCCUCCAAAUGCUCCAGCAGCACCAAUGGGGACCCAUUUGGCUUUGAUUCUGGACGGUACUACACGUCCCAUGCUGACGGCAUCCAGCACACCGGGUCUGACCGUGGUAUCAUGAACGGAGACCUGGCAUUGGGAGACGAGUCGCCCUUAUCUCAGGCCCGAACCGAUCCAUCAGCCUAG
Geosmithia morbida is the source of this 684-nucleotide messenger RNA. RefSeq lists its product as uncharacterized. Bases 1 to 684 code for a protein of 227 amino acids. The record is from RefSeq and is a predicted model, not a curated record. The transcript has a single exon. Lineage: Eukaryota; Fungi; Ascomycota; Sordariomycetes; Hypocreales; Bionectriaceae.